ACAUAGAUUACAAAGCAGAAGUCAGCCAAUCAGAACAGCGAAGGAAAAGGAGGCUGCAGCGCUUCAUAUGCUAUUUCUGUCACGUAGAACGCAUACAUUUGUUUUGUUGCGUACAAACGUAAAUUGCGUACUUAUAUCAAGUUAUAUUUAAUUUCUAACCAGUAAUAUUCCUUAAAAGUGACAUAUACAUAAAAAUAUACGAAUCAAUUAUUUUUAGAAAAGAAGUGAUUAUCUUUGACGGUGAUCGUGAUUAUUUUACCACUUAGUGACAACAAUGUCCGUGAUUAUGGAUUGUUUUCAACAGUAGCGGACCUUCGUGUUUGUGGGCUAUACACAAAAAAAAAACGCAACAGAUAAUUUCCCUCCGAGACAAUCAAUUGGCGUUUUGAACUGUCUUUUUUGUAUUCUUCAUAUCAGUACACGGGAGCAAAAACUGAAUUCGUUCUACCUACUGUUUCAUCGAAAGCUCAAUCCUCAAUUUAAAUCUAUAAGGGAACCUAAGUCCACCUCUCAAUCUUUCAUCAGUGAUUUGUGAUGUACAAGUUCAGUGCCGGAGGAAAAAUUAUUACCUCUACAAUUAAUUUCGUACAUUCAAAAAGGAAAGGAAUUUUUAUACACCUAAGAAACAUGAACAGAAACUCAAUAAGUCUUCGAAGUCAUAGAAGUUUUUUAACAUUUCGUUUAUAUUGAAUUACUUGAUUGAGUUAUUGAAAAGCAAAUCAAGUUUGAUAGAACACGAAAGUUAUUGCGCCAAGAUGGUGCAGCACGAAUGAUCUAACACCGUGUUGUUGAGGGAAGCAUGAUAAGUCUCUAGUACAAAAUUACUGUUUUUAAAUAACGCAAAGAAAACCAGUUGUCAUAAUGAAAUUGCUAGAGAGUACACGAUUUGAAGCUAUAAACAGUGCCUUGUUCAUUAAGACCGGAGAUAGCAAGAUAAUUGGAAGGAUUGAGAGUUAUUCUUGUAAGAUGGCAGGAAAUGAUAAACAACUGUACAAACGCUUCAACGCAGAGCAAGGAGUUACACCACAUGACCUUCAAGCUUUGUCGCCACCACAAACAUCUUUGGGAACAUCACCUGCUCAAAGAUAUUUUAGUCGUAGUGUUUCUGGUGAUGAAGAUGGACCUUUAUGUGAUACAAUAAGCAGGAAAACAUUAUUCUAUCUAAUUGCAACUUUAAACUCAGCCUUCCAUCCUGAUUAUGAUUUUUCUGAUGCUAAGAGUCAUGAAUUUAGUAAAGAACCAAGUUUACAGUGGGUAAUGAAUGCAGUUGAUAGUAAUCUCAGUGCAACUGCUGGAGAUCAUUAUCGUACUUUACGUUCUGCUCUCUGGGGUGCUAUCGACGAUGAAAUAUCAUUGAGCGAAUGUGAUAUUUAUAGCUAUAAUCCAGACUUUGCAUCAGAUCCAUUUGGAGAAGAUGGAUGCCUGUGGUCUUUUAAUUAUUUCUUUUACAAUAAAAAAAUGAAGCGUAUAGUCUUUUUCACAUGUAGGGCAAUUAACCCUCUUUAUGUAUUAGAUUCAGGCAUAGGUAGUGACUUUGUGAUGGACGAAGAAGAUGAAGAUCGUUAUUAGAUCUUUUAUAUAUGAUCACAGUUUACAACAGUUAAAACUUUACAUUUUCUCUUGAUAGAUAAUUAUUAAUUUCAUGUAUUUUUUGUAUGUACAACUUUUUACAUUCAGUUUACAACUUAAGAUUGUGUGUGUAUGUGUGUGUGUAUAUAUAUAUAUAAAAUAUAUAAAUAUAUAUUAUAUAUAAAUAUAUAUAUAUAUAAUUUGAUUUGGCUUUACAUUUCACAUAAUAUAUUUAUUUUGUAUUUUUCUUUAAUUUGAACAAGCAUGUGUACGCAUUGAUAAUGUACACACAGUCUAUCAUCUAUUGUACAUACAAUAGUUUGAUUAUUUUACUUUUUAGUGAAAUGUGACAAAUAUUAAUAAAGCCUAGUCUGUUUUUUAGACAAGGAUCUUACUAUUUUUCGUACUAGGAAAUGCAUCUGAUUUUCUUUGAAAAUUUUUAUGUAACAUUCUAUUUUGUUAUCCAAUGUGAUGAAUUACCUUAUAGCUAAUUAGAUCUCACAAACAUAAAAUGUUGUGAUUAAUAAUUAAUUCUAUUAUGCCAAUUAUGCUCUAAUAAUUGUAAUUAAGCUUUCUGGAUGUGCAAUAUCUCAAUAUAGUGCACUUUCAUUUUAAAGUAAAUAGUAGUAUCAGAUUUUAUUUAAUAGAAUCUACAAGAUAAAAAAAUAAAUUUUUGUUAUCAUAUUUAAGUGUAUAUACGAUAAAAAAUAUCAAAAUUUUAUGCAAAGUUUAAAUUAGUAGUCCACAAUAUCCUUCUUAACGAAAAAUUUCAUAAUUAUGCUUUAUGAAGCAAUGAUAGUUAAUUUACGGAAUAAUUGAUGUCAAGUAACCAUUUUAUCAUUGUCCUUUACUUACAAUUACAUAUCAAUAUUACAUAUUCCAUAAUGACGUAUUCAAUUUGGGCAUUGUUACUUUCUUAGUGUAAUAAUUAAAUUUGAUAUUAGGUAGUCUGAUAAAUGCUGUGAAACAGGAUAAAACAUAUCUAUUCUUUUUAAGCUUAUAGCUUUUAAGCUAUAGUAAUUUCUAUUAUUCACUUUGCCAAAUUACUUACCAAUACACAAAACGUAUUUUGUAUUAUUAACAUAUAUAUUUCAUUCUAGUAUGUAUUGUGAAGCAAUGUUUUUUUAUACAGCUUAAUAUAAUUGGUUUAUAGGAAAAAUCCGAAAAAUUAUUAUAUGUACAACAUGUAGAAAUACAUAACUACUUCAAUCUUUACUUUAUACUGGACAAUAUGUUUAUCUGUCUCUUUUGAAAUAAAUAUUUCAAGAAGAUAUGAAUGUACUAUAAUAUUUGUUAUCCAAAAGGAAUAUGAAAUUAUUAUGUAGUAUUAUGAAGUAUACAUUUUAAAUUAUACGAUUUCCAAAGGAUCAGCAUCAACAAUAGAUACAUUAAUAUUUACAGAAUUAUUUAAUGUAUUCGAUAACGUUGAUGCAAAAGUUUCUAGAAAACCACGUUCAGAAUUAGAAUGAUUUGUUAGAAUAACAUGAAUUCCACGAUGAAUUGCAUCAAGUACAUCGUGAUGUUGCAUUUCUCCUGUAAGAUAUAAAUCGGCUUGUACAUUUUUUAAAACACUUAUUCCUGAUCCUGCACAUACGGCGAUAGAAUUGAUAAAGCCAUCUGAAAAAAAAAAAUUGAUACUUAUAUCUUUAUCAUGAUUUUAAUUAAAUUUUACAAAUAACGUUAUACCUGACUGUAAAGCAUGAGCCAGUUUCAAAAAUUUCAACUUGGUGUGCUGUUUUACUAAAUGUACUGCUUCAUCAAUAUGUAUUCGAUUUUUUAAAGUACAUAGACGGCCCAUACCAUUUUCUUCAUUCUCACUAGGUUGUAUCGGUUUACAACUAUCCAUCACUGUAAUUACAUAUUAUGAAUAAUAGUUAAUUAAGAAUGUUAUAAUAAUAAAAGUAUUAUAAAAGUA
Vespula pensylvanica (western yellowjacket) is the source of this 3484-nucleotide messenger RNA. RefSeq names its product repressor of RNA polymerase III transcription MAF1 homolog (gene Maf1). Gene Ontology annotation, molecular function: RNA polymerase III core binding. Gene Ontology annotation, biological process: negative regulation of transcription by RNA polymerase III. The record is from RefSeq and is a predicted model, not a curated record. Gene Ontology annotation, cellular component: nucleus. The transcript has 6 exons. Bases 862 to 1569 code for a protein of 235 amino acids. Lineage: Eukaryota; Metazoa; Arthropoda; Insecta; Hymenoptera; Vespidae.